Molecule: messenger RNA, 6768 nt
Organism: Coregonus sp. 'balchen'
Lineage: Eukaryota; Metazoa; Chordata; Actinopteri; Salmoniformes; Salmonidae
Source: the annotation of a GenBank genome assembly
CUCUCUCUCUCUCUCUCUCUCUCACUGCGCGAGCCCUCUCUCACCUCUCUCCUUUGAAAGCGGAUUAUUUAUUAUAAAGCAGCAACCAUCGACAUGUGAGUAAACUGAAUUGUAUUCUGUUUUUUAAUUCAGCUAAAUGUAUACGAUGUAUUUCUAAAAUAGUGUCUGAUCGAGAUAUAGCCUACAGCGUUUUAAAUAAUGAUUUUAGGAUGUUAGAGCAAGUGUUUUGUUUUGGUGAUGUCAACUAAAUGCAAUUAUGGGUUGGGUUCCUGCUAAGCUAAAACUCUAUUGAAAUAGUUGCUCGUAUAUAUUUAUUUUAGUAUUACAAUAGUCUGCCCAAAGGUCAAAUAUAUCACAGAAAGUAGGCCUAUUACAAAAGAAUGUUAGGCUACAUGUCUCUCAAUAUAUUGUCAGUCUCACCAUAUAAACAGUAGAAUGACUCAUUCACAAUGACUCAGUCAAUAUUCAUCAUUGUGCUCAUCUUCAUAUUGGCUUUUAUGAAGCUAGGUGUUGUAGUGUUUAAAAAAUAUAUAAUUUUGAUCGUUAUUUCUUGUUGUCUACUCAAUCACUAGCCUACAGCACUUUUCCUGGCUUGUUUAUCUGGAACAAAAUGCAUCCAUCUUUGUUAAGAGCAGCCUCCAUGGCUUUUCCCGCUAAUCUCUCUCCAUUUUGCAAGUGGAAAUCCAGCCUGUCUAUUACAAGCUCUGUACCAAAUCAAACCAGAGUGGUUGUUUGGUCAGGGUUUGCUCAGACAUGAUGAGAGAACAGGCCUAUGAUUUGCUUUUGUAGUUUAAACAUCAUAUCAUAUUUUAUACCAUAGCCGAUAUACAACAACAACUGACAAAAACUGCUUAUUAAUAGUUAGUGUUUGAAGAGGCCCACUUCAGUUAUUCUUCACUUAGAGCCAAUGCUAGUAUAGCCCACUUACUAUAUGGCUUAGCAAGAUCAGAUCAAAUCAAAAUAAAAUUAUAUGCAGGUGCAGCAAAAUGCUUAUGUUAUUAGCUCCUAACAAUGCAGUAAAAUGUCAAACAGGUACACAAAUAAUACAUACAAAAAAAAACAUAAUUCCUUUUGCUGUUCCAAUGUGCCAUAGUCGUAUCAGUUUUGGUGGGUUUUUGUCAGUUGUUGUUGUUGUCAGUAACUUAAUGCCUCUCUCUCUUUCUCCGCAGGUCGACCCCAGACGCAGGAACCCCAGGAGCCCCUGAGGGAGAGGGGGGGCCUUCGGCCCCAGCACCCAACCUCACCAGUAACCGACGACUACAGCAGACACAGGCACAGGUGGAUGAGGUAAGAUUCAGAGAAGAGUACAAUUUUUAAAGUGUUGUUCUUUUAAUAUGUCAGUGCGAUUCAUUUAUUUGGGCGAUCAUGUAAACAACCUUUAUUUGUCAGGAAUGUACAGAAGGGUUAUAUGUGAAGUAAACUAUUAUAAAGCCUGGGUGGAAGGUGGGAUAGAACGAUAAUGAAGGGUAUGAAUAGAGGGAAGGAUGAAAGGAUAAAGCCAGGGGAAAGUAGCGAUGAAAGAAUGAAGUGGUAAGGAUACUCUCUUUAUUGUUGAAAAUCUAAGUAAAGUAUGAUGGGAGGAUGGGGUCCUAAGUGGAGAUGAUGAGCAAGGUGAUGGGAGGCAGGAAGUGAUUGAAGGAUGAGUGGUCAAUAAAAGGAGGAAUGAUUUAAGAAAAGAGAGAUGAGUCAGUGAGAGGUUACAGGGGCCUAAACAUUGAUCACAGAGAGAGACAACCGGAUGUAUUCUCUGGCCAUCUGUGUGAGUCAUAUCAACAUUUAAAGUGGAGGUUUACACAUCUGUUCUAAUCACUCAUAAUGAGGAUGGAGAGGUCCCAUAGAGGUAAAAACGUUGCUAUUGAAAUACCGUAGCAUUCAACCAUUGUGUGCUGUGCGGGUAUUCUUCUUUUUCCAAUGGCAUUAUUUGGACCCUGCACCUGUGGACGUUUUUUUGAAUGUUCGUGCACUACUUUUGAAAUAACUCACUCCUUGAGCAAUGCUGACUAUCCUCACCACCUCAACAGUUGUAGUGGAGGCUCACAUCACUUCUACUCAGUCAAUUGAUCCCUUGACCAUUGGGUAACUAAUGCGGACUCUGUCCUCAACUCUCAGUGACAUUGAUAUUUACAAUGGAGAUUCCAAACAUCCAUUCUGAUCAGACAUGAUUGAUUACCUGAUCAUUGGGUAAUUCCAACUAUAUCCUGUUCUUACCAUCUACCGUACAUCAGUGACAUUGGCAGUUAAAAGUUCACAUGACUUCUACUCAGUCAGAAUUGAUUUCCCGACCAUUAGGGGCAAUGCUAGCCUCCACUGCAGACGUUCUACAGGUAACUGACAAAAUAAUGGAAACACAUGAGUAAAUGAGGGAUACAAAGCAUAUUGAAAGAAGGUGCUUCUACAAAGGUGUGGUUCCUGAGUUAAUUAAGCAAUUAACAUCCCAUCGUGCUUAGGCUCAUGUAUAAAAAAUGUUGGGUAGGCUAUUAUUUUGGCUACCAUGGCUAUGCCCCCAUAGGGCACGAGUGGUCACUGAAUGGUUUGAUGAGCAUGAAAACGAUGUAAACCAUAUGCCAUGGCCGUCUCAGACAAGAUCUCAACUCAAUUGAACACUUAUGGGAGAUUCUGGAGUGGUGCCUGAGAUAGUGUUUUCCACCACCAUCAACAAAACACCAAACUAUGGAGUUUCUCGUGGAAGAAUGGUGUCACAUCCCUCCAAUAGAGUUCCAGACACUUGUAGAAUCUAUGCCAAGGUGCAUUGAAGCUGUUCUGGCUCGUGGUGGCCCAACACCUUAUUAAGACACUUUAUGUUGGUGUUUCCUUUAUUUUGGCAGUUACCUGGAAGUUUCUUCAUCAACAAGAAUACAGUGUUGGGGUCUGGUAAGGCAAAAUUAGCAUGAUGCUGACUGUCCUCUGCUUUCCACUUCCGUCCCCUAUAGGUAGUGGACAUCAUGCGUGUGAACGUGGACAAGGUGUUAGAGAGGGAUCAGAGACUGUCGGAGCUGGAUGACAGGGCCGAUGCGCUGCAAGCCGGGGCCUCACAGUUUGAGAGUAGUGCUGCCAAGCUGAAGAACAAGUACUGGUGGAAAAACCUCAAGGUUCGUGUUUGUGUGUGUAUGUAUGUGACCGACUGGGUUCAAACCCGGUUCUCCUACAUGCCACAGGUCUGUGUUAGCCCUUUGAGUUAAAGCCUAGGCAUUAGUUCAGUAGGUUGCAAGUCUUCAGGUCUCAGGCAACUCUUCACACAUAAUUUUUAAUAUAACCUUCACAUAGGUCACUCUUUAAUUAUAAAGCGAGUUUGCGGUGUUAUGCUUAGGUGCAGGCUACCAUACCAUUGCAGUCACAAACUAACUGUAUAUCAUGAUAAGGUAUUGGGGUAUUUCCACAGUGCUCAGACAUUUUAUACAAAUUAUGUCCCUAUACAGAGAAGAAAACUCUCUCUCCAACAUAUCAGACCUGGGUUCAUAUAGUAUUUGAAAUCCUUCACUUUAGCUGUGCUUGACUGAGUUUACCUGGAACCAGCAGAAUAUGGAACCAACAGAAUAUUCCCAAAAGUGCAAAUCCUGCCAGUCCUUGUGACUCUUUGUCCCUACAACUACCAUCUUAGCCCUUUGUUUGCUCCUUUCUCCUGUGACCUCACUUAGGUUGCAGAUUGCACAAUAUAAAUGUAAAGGUAAUUUCCAGUUGAGGCGACAUAGGCAAUGUUUCUUAUCGUGAAUGUAGCCGCUAACACGGGAACAUUGCCUUUAAAUUUUAAUUACGCUGUAACGUUGAACUUCUGCAAUACGGAUUGAAUAGAGCCCUUACUAUAUACAAAAUGUAGAUCCUUCUAUCAUCUAUCCUUCAAUCCAUCUUUCUCACAGCAUGAAUUUAUAAACCCUCAACCAACCCCCCCUCCCCCUCCCUCCUCUGCUUUUGAGCACAGAUGGCUAUCCCGUCGCCCGUCCAAUCACGUGUGUCCGUUGAGGAGGGGGAGUGGUUAGAAAUCCCAAUCUGGAUUACAGUGUGAUGCAGGAUUAAACUCAGCUGUGGCUCGACUCGUGAUGUAACCCCUACAGCUCAUCUCUCUCCCUCUAAUGCUUCCUCUAUUCCUCCCUUCCUCACUCAUACUCUCUCGCUCACGAUCCUCUUGUUGCUCUCCUAAUCUCAGUCAUCCGGUUGAUUUUGUAUUUUUUUCCUCUUUUAUGCUCUACAUAACCGUCUCUAAUAUAAUAUUCAUCACGGCUAACCUCUCUCUGAAAUCAAAUAAUUAUUUGCCAUACAGGCAUAAACCACAUCACACAGGUGUACCUUUUUAGGUCAUUGCUGAUGUAAAAAGGUCUUUAGAAAUAAAUGUGAUUUGAUGAUUGGCUUGCAAGUAGUGUGAUAGUCAUGCUUAUGCCCUCUUGGCAUAUAAUCCACACGUGACGUGCUGCAGCAGUAUCAUAGUGUUAUUUAUUUAUACUAUGGCUGGGAUUCAAUCCAAGGUCCAUUAUAGAUCAGACUUUUAAAGGUAAUUUAUGCUUAAACCAACAUGUGCAUGCAUUUCCGGGUGCGAGUAUUGGGGAAAUUGCCUUUAAAAAGGCGCAUUGUCGGCUUUCCAGUGCGCUGCUCUUGGAUUGAAUCCUGGCCUCUGUUUAUGAUCAGUAGCUGAUCUACUGUACAUUGUAAAUAACGAUGAGAGAGAAGCAACAGCAAGCAAUAUACACUAUAUAUACAAAAGUAUGUGGACACCCCUUCAAAUUAGUGGAUUUGGCUAUUUUAGCCACACCCAUUGCUGACAAGUGUAUAAAAUUGAGCACACAGCCAUGCAAUCUCCAUAGACAAACAUUGGCAGUAGAAUGGCCUUACUGAAGAGCUCAGUGACUUUCAAUGUGGCACCAUCAUAGGAUGGCACCUUUCCAACAAGUCAGUUUGUCAAAUUUCUGCCCUGCUAGAGCUGCCCGGUUAACUGUAAGUGCUGUUAUUGUGAAGUGGAAAUGUCUAGGAGCAACAACGGCUCAGCCGUGAAGUAGUAGGCCACACAAGCUCACAGAACGGGACCGCUGAUUGCUGAAGCGCAUAGAGCGUAAAAAUCGUCCGACGGACGAAUCUGGGUUUGGCAGAUGCCAGGAGAACGCUACCUGCCCCAAUGCAUAGUACCAACUGUAAAGAAUAAUGGUCUGGGGCUGUUUUUCAUGGUUCGGGCUUGGCCCCUUAGUUCCAGUGAAGGGAAAUCUUAACGCUACGGCAUACAAUUACAUUCUAGACAAUUCUGUGCUUCCAACUUUGUGGCUACAGUUUGGUCCAUACAGAAACGCGAGAUGAAUACAGAAAUGGUUUAUCGAGAUCGGUGUGAACACCUUUGGGAUGAAUUGGAACGCCAACUGCGAGCCAGGCCUAAUCGCCCAACAUCAGUGCCCAACAUCACUAAUGCUCUUGUGGCUGAAUGGAAGCAAGUCCCCGCAGCAAUGUUCCAGCAUCUAGUGGAAAACCUUCCCAGAAGAGUGGAGGCUGUUAUAGCAGCAAAGGGUGGACCAACUCCAUAUUAAUGCCCAUGGUUUUGUGUUCGACGAGCAGGUUUCCACAUACUUUUGGUCAUGUAGUGUAUAUGCAAAGAGCAAGGUUACAGCUAUCAUGAUGAGAGAGUAACAUUGAAUGGAUUUUAGAUUCAAAAUAAUACAUAAUCAAAUGUGUUAGAGACAAUAUAGAAGUGUUUUAUUUGAAGGUUUUAUAUCGUUUUUUGUUUUUUUCAGAUGAUGAUCAUAAUGGCAAUCAUAGGAGUCAUAUGUGUUGGAGUUGUCUUCAGUAAGUACCAUAUAUAUCUAUACUGAACAAAAAUAUAAAACGCAACAUGUAAAGUGAUGGUCCCAUGUUUCACGAGUUGAAAUAAAAGCUCCCAGAAAUGUUCCAUACACACAAAAAGCUUAUUUCUCUCAAAUUUUGUGCACUAAUUUGUUCACAUCCCUGUUAGUGAGCAGUUCUCCAUUGCCAAGAUAAUCCAUCCACCUGACAUGUGUGGCAUAUCAAGAAGCUGAUUAAACAGCAUGAUCAUUACACAGGUGCAUCUGUGUAACAGGCCACUCAAAUGUGCAGUUUUGUCACACAACACAAUGCUACUGAUGUCUCAAGUUGAGGGAGCGUGCAUUGCCAUGCUGACUGCAGGAAUGUCCACCAGAGCUGAUGCCAGAGAAUUUAAUGUUCAUGUCUCUACCAUAAGCCGCCUCCAUCAUUUUAGAGAAUUUGGCAGGACGUCCAACCGGCCUCACAACCUCAGACCACGUGUAACCACGCCAGCCCAGGACCUCCACAUUCAGCUUCUUCACCUGUGGGAUUGUCUGAGACCAGCCACCUGGACAGCUGAUGAAACUGAGGAAUAUUUCUGUCUGUAAUAAAGCCCUUUUGUGGGGAAAAACUCAUUCUGAUUGGCUGGGCUCCCUAGUGGGUGGGCCCCUGCCCAGUCACGCAAAAUCCAUAGAUUAGGGCCUAAUUUAUUUAUUUCAAUUGACUGAUUUUCUUAUAUGAUCUCUAACUCAGUAAAAUCGUUAAAAUUGUUUCAAGUUGCGUUAGAUUUUUUUGUUCAGUAUACAUUUUCACUUACAGACGAAGUCUGCUUCACUUGAGUUUUGUUAAAUUGUGAAACACAUGCACAUUUAUUUUUGUAUUGCUGUAAACUGUAGUAGUCUGAUGUCCAAAGUAGGAAACAACCGUUUACUCUGUGAUAUUUACAUGGUUUCUUUCUCAUCUUCUCCCUUGCAGUGUAUUUCUAUUACUGACCUGGUCUCUUCAGGGACAGACAACAAGCGCAAGACAAGAUAC